Ambispora leptoticha is the source of this 1000-nucleotide messenger RNA. The record is from the annotation of a GenBank genome assembly. NCBI's taxonomy places the organism in Eukaryota, Fungi, Glomeromycota, Glomeromycetes, Archaeosporales, Ambisporaceae.
AUGAAAUUGCAUAAAAUUACCUUUACUGUCUUGAGUUUAAUUGGUUUAGUCUCUGCCGCAGUGACUACUUCCUCCUCGCCUUCCUCUUCUUCCUCUUCUUCCUCUUCUCCUUCCUCUUCAUCCUCAGUAAAACCACCUGGCAGUGGACAAGCAGCGUUAACUGGAUAUCCGACAAUGGAUCAAACACCACCAACUAAUCAGGCAUGGUUUCGAAAAGUAGAUUUAUCCCAGGUUCCAAAUAUUCCGCCAAGGAAAUCCUUUACAGACUGUCCUCCAAAAGGAUCAUCUGAUCCAACUUGCGCCUGGAGUUGUUCUCAAUGUUUAGCCAGCGAUGAUAUCACCUUUUGCCCGAAUAAAGGAGACUGGGGUCUUACUUUUGACGAUGGUCCUGCUUCAUCACAAACCGGUAAACUAUUAACUACUUUAGAUGGCGCGAAUCAAAAGGCAACAUUCUUUAUUGUUGGCUCACGUGUUGUCGAGUUUCCAGAUACUUUAACUAAAACAUUUAAAGCUGGACAUCAGAUCGGUGUGCACACGUGGUCACAUCCCCCUUUGACUACUUUAACCAAUGAGCAGAUUGUCGCGGAAAUCUUAUGGACUGAAAAAAUUAUCAAUGAUACAAUUGGCGUAGUACCUAAAUACAUGCGUCCACCUAUGGGUGAUAUUGAUAACCGUGUACGUGCAAUCAUGAAAGCUCUCGUUGGAUUACCAAUAAUCGUUGACCAUGGUUUCUGCUCACUCGAACAUGAUAUUCAUACUAUUUCCGUGGAUGCUGUUCCCUCUGUUUUACCACUGAUCAAAAAUGCCGGCUAUAAACCACAACCAAUUGCCACUUGUCUCGGUGACAACAAUCCUUACCAAUCAUUACUUAGUGGCAGCAGUGGUAAUAAUAAUAAUACUUCAUCGUCUUCGGGUAAAUCCGGGAAUUCAUCUGUUGCUGGAUCGGGACUUAAUUCAUCAUCCAAUGAUCCUUCUGUUAACAUUAAAUCGACUUCUGAUG